This is a messenger RNA of Pocillopora damicornis (cauliflower coral), 1831 nucleotides long. RefSeq lists its product as uncharacterized. Gene Ontology annotation, molecular function: protein binding. Lineage: Eukaryota; Metazoa; Cnidaria; Anthozoa; Scleractinia; Pocilloporidae. The record is from RefSeq and is a predicted model, not a curated record.
GGGAGCCCAUUACUUACGAGACACUUACUUAGUGACGAGAGACACUGGAGCUGUAUUUAGUACCCAGACCUCUUCAGUUUUGCAAGCAGCUGCUUUUUGUGCAGCCACCGCUUACAUAGGACGCAAAAUGUGGAAAAAACUUUUUAAGCCUGGCGGCAGCGACUCUGAAAAUACACUAACGACGCUAAUAAACGAGACAGGUGCUCCUAAAGAGCUUGCUGAGAAAGUUCUUCGCGAGUGUAAUGGAGAUCUAGCGCUCGCAAGACAAAAACUUCGGGGACAUAACUCUUCAAUGGCUGCCGCAAAAGACGAGAAAGUUCCAACUUCCUCUUCAUCAUACGCCGACGCUCCGCCACCUUAUUCCGAAGCUGUAGAAGGAGCUAUGGCUUCACCCAUGCCACUUCCACCUCCGUAUAUCACUCAAGAGAAAGACACUCUUUUAGGUGAAUUGAAAGCCGUGUUUCCCGAUCAUGCAGAUGAGAGAUGUUGUGCUUGUUUUGAUCCAAUUCGCCCUGACAAAAGCGAAGGAUUUAGUGGAGAGAUGAUUUGGCAAGGUUUAAAGGCUUAUCAUUCUGAGUGCUAUUUGAAAAGCAAGGGGCCAAAAUGUGAACAUUGUUGUUUUGCCCUGAUUGCAUUCCCUGAAAAAGGCCUGUCUGGAAGCUGGGGUGUUUAUAAUGGCUGCAAGUAUCAUGAGGAAUGCUACAUUCAAUAUGCAGGACCACGUUGUAGUGCUUGCUUUGAUGUCAUCCGUGUUGAUCCUGAAAAUGGCUUUUCAGGGAAGUGGAUUGAUGAUGGCAAUAAACAGUUUCAUGAAGAAUGCUACAAGAAGAAAAUGUUUGUUGAAAUGAGGGCCAAACAUUCCUAGCUGGCUCAUGUACCUUGUUAUGUACAAAGAAACUUAUUCACUGUACACAAGAUGUUCCUGGACUUUCUCCACAGUGUUCGUGUGAGAAGGGUUUUAAAGUUAUCCUGCAAUUUUACCAAAGAAAAUUCUCAUUUUGGAAAACUGGUUGUGGUGUUUGCACAAUUUUUGUGCUGAAUCAGGCCUAUUAUGAGUAAAGUCAAAUGUUAAAGCCGCUACAAUGAGUUUCAUUGUCCAAGUCUUUGAGAGAUAUUUAGUGGAAAAUAUAAACAGGAUGUGGUGUACAUAAGUUGUAAGCAUUAUCUAAGUUAUAUGAAGAUAACUCUUAAUUUGUUUUUGGUGAUAAUAAUGUUAAUGUAUUUCUGAGGAAUCAAAUGUCUGCUUCAGUUUAUAAUUACAAGGAAUUUUGAUCCUGAAUCCCAAUGCCUUGUCGAUUGAAAGAAUGUUAUCAAUGGUAAUUGGUAUGGACAGUAGACAAGUACUAAAGGCUGAAAUCGAUUGUUCUAAAUUGGAUACUAUAACUUGGGAACCAUGAUUUCCUUGCUUUAUUAUUAUUCAGCACCAACAAUUCAAUAUACUUUCAUUAUGAAAUCACUAUCACAUACGUUUCCAAGAAAAGUGUAAUUUUUUUAAAAAUGUUUUGGCAGGAGACAGUUAAAGUGCUUCGCAGGGACACACCCCUCUAUAUAGGCAACCAGAAAUAAGUCAUGUGGUUUGCUCUUGGCCAAUAAAAAGGGAGGAAAAAGAGCAUCAAAUGGUAAUAGUUUUAAAUAUAGAUGUAUAAGGAAUCCAUGUAGGUUGCUCUUUUGAGUAUAACUUGCAUGUCACCAAUAGAAAUAUUUAGAAACAGAUACAAAAAUGUAUCUGUAUAAGACACUGGUAAAUAGGACAAGUUACAACUGUGGUGUUAAAUUUUGGAAGUGUGAGGUUGUAAUUUAGCUUCAUGAAAUAAAGAGAAUCAAAACAUUC